UCUGCAGGCAUGAAGCUGCUGCUUCUUCUGGUUCUCUGUGGAGGGGCAGUUGCCCUAAAGGAGGAUGACAGGAUAGUUGGAGGAUAUGAAUGUCCAAAAAACUCUGUGCCCCACCAAGUGUCUCUUUUUACGGGAUACAACUACUGUGGUGGGAUCCUUCUGUCUGAAGAGUGGGUGCUCUCUGCUGCACACUGCAAACCCAAGUCAGACAUAGAAAUUCGACUGGGUGAGCAUGACAUCUGGGAGCUUGAGGGGACAGAACAGUUUAUCAUGUCUGCCAAGUUUAUCCGACACCCUGACUACAGCUCUGGCACAAUGGACAAUGAUAUCAUGCUGAUCAAGCUGAGUCAACCUGCCACCCUGAACAGCUACGUCAAACCGGCUACACUUCCUUCAAAGUGUGCCAGUGAUGGAACAAUUUGCCAGGUUUCUGGAUGGGGGAAUAUUCGUCCCAGUGAUGAGGGCUCAAGGUAUCCUCAUAAGCUGCAGUGCCUGGCGGUCCCUCUCCUGAGUGACGACACAUGCUUCAACUCCUAUCCUUUCCAAAUCACAGAGAAUAUGAUCUGUGCUGGCUACCUGGAGGGAGGAAAGGACUCCUGUCAGGGCGACUCUGGGGGCCCACUGAUUUGUGAUGGCGAGAUCCAGGGAGUUGUGUCCUGGGGGAAGGGGUGCGCUCAGAGGAACAAGCCUGGGGUGUACGCUAAAGUGUGCAACUACGUCUCCUGGAUCAAGGAAACCAUGGCAUCUGGUUGA
Cheilinus undulatus (humphead wrasse) is the source of this 753-nucleotide messenger RNA. Its product is annotated as trypsin-like. The coding region runs from base 10 to 753 and encodes 247 amino acids. Gene Ontology annotation, biological process: proteolysis. Lineage: Eukaryota; Metazoa; Chordata; Actinopteri; Labriformes; Labridae. Gene Ontology annotation, molecular function: serine-type endopeptidase activity. The record is from RefSeq and is a predicted model, not a curated record. The transcript has 5 exons.